Messenger RNA from Fonsecaea erecta, 1500 nucleotides. RefSeq lists its product as hypothetical. Gene Ontology annotation, molecular function: oxidoreductase activity. Bases 1 to 1500 code for a protein of 499 amino acids. Lineage: Eukaryota; Fungi; Ascomycota; Eurotiomycetes; Chaetothyriales; Herpotrichiellaceae. The transcript has a single exon. The record is from RefSeq and is a predicted model, not a curated record.
AUGUCCUGGCCGAAUCCAUUUCGGCGGCGGGACGAGAACACGCGAACAGCCUGGGGAUAUACCUUCCAAUUAACUCCUGACCAUCUUUCUCCCGAACGAGCUCAUCCGUUAAAACAUACGUAUGAUGUUCUCGGAGAAGAGUGCUACGAGAUUUUGAACCAGAUGAGCAGCAGCCUCACGGACGAAGAACCAGAGCAACCUAUGGCCGACGACGAUGUUCGUUCGAAGUUGGUGGCAAACCCAACACAGCAGUCCACUGUGCCCGCGAAUGGCUCAAUUGAUACGAAUCGGCCUAUGGCACCGACUUCAAAAAAGAAACGUGAUCUCUACUUGCUUCUCCGGGACCACCAUUCCUCACACCCUAAGCUUCAAGAGCUCUGGGACGAGGUCACCACGGUUCCCAGUUGGGUAGAUUGGGCGCAAAUUUGUCGUGGACAGGACGUCUUCUACCGCUAUGGCGCGGCCACACUCACGGGGCUCGCGUACCAGUCGCUCCUCGGGGGCAUGGGCGCCAACCGCGUGGUCGAAGUGCUUGCCCGCACGGGGGGUUUCUCGGUGAAAGUCGCGCGCCACCGACUGUUCGAGACGACGCAGCACAUCCUCGAGUGCACGCGGUCUCUCGAGAGCAUCCAGCCCGGCGGCGCGGGCUUCGCCAGCUCCGUGCGUGUGCGCCUCCUGCACGCAGCGGUGCGGCGACGGAUCAUGCAACUCUCCAAGACCCGGCCGAGCUACUAUAGCGUCGAGCAGUACGGGAUCCCCAUCAACGACCUCGAUUGCAUCGCCACCAUCGGCACCUUUUCCGCCACCAUCAUCUAUCUCUCGCUGCCGCGCCAGGGCAUCUUCCUCCGCCGGCAGGAGAUCGAGGACUACAUCGCGCUGUGGCGGCUGAUCGCGCACUACGUGGGCACGCCGACGGAGUACUUCGACACGCCCGAGCGGGCCAAGUGCAUGAUGGAGAGUCUGCUGCUGCACGAGAUCAACCCGUCCAACACGAGCCAGGUGCUGGCGAACAACAUCAUCCGCUGCCUAGAGAACCAGCCGCCCACGUUCGCGAGCCGCAGCUUUCUCGAGGUCAACGCGCGGUGGCUCAACGGCAACGACCUCGCUGACGCUCUGGGCCUGGGCCGCCCGGGCCCGUGGUACUGGGCCCUGAUGGCCGGGCAGUGCAUCUUCUUCGCGUGCCUGUGCUACACCUACCGGUCCAUCCCGGCCCUGGACCGGCGGAAGAUCCGGGCCCUGCGCGCCGUGUUCUGGGCCAUGAUCGUCGAGGGCAAGUACGGCCUGGGCGGCGAGCCGACCGUCUUCGAGUUCAAGUACAUUCCGGAGCUGGGCGUCAUCGGGACCGCGAAGGGCGAGGACGAGGAGAAGAAGCACCAGGCCGGCGAGGUCGGCAUUGAGCGCAGGAACUUGAAUACCCUGCUCGUCGCGACGGGUGUGCUGGUUUGCGCCGCGUGGUUGGGCGUCAAGGCGUCCUCGGCGCUGUUAGGCCGGAUCUUGUGA